Messenger RNA from Phacochoerus africanus (Common warthog), 6828 nucleotides. RefSeq names its product DENN domain containing 11 (gene DENND11). The transcript has 9 exons. Gene Ontology annotation, cellular component: cytoplasm. The record is from RefSeq and is a predicted model, not a curated record. NCBI's taxonomy places the organism in Eukaryota, Metazoa, Chordata, Mammalia, Artiodactyla, Suidae. The coding region runs from base 35 to 1405 and encodes 456 amino acids.
CUCGCCGCCCGCGGCUCCUCCUCGCCUCCUCGCCAUGGUGGAGCGGGGCGACGCGGCGCCGCUGCUGCGCUGGGCCGAGGGCCCCGCCGUCUCCCCGCCGCUGGCCCCGGACCCGCAGGCUGGAGGCCGGGGCUGGGGCGGCGGCGGCGGGGGCGGCCGGGUGGCCGCGGAGCCGCCGAGGAGGCGGGAGCCGGAGGAGCUGGGUCCCUCCGAGGUGCUGCUGCAGCCCGGGCGCCUAGUGCUGGGCGACGUGGAGGAGGACCAGGUGGUGGCCGUGUUCGUGGUCACCUUCGACCCCCGCUCGGGAAACAUGGUAGAAUGGUGCUUACCUCAAGAUAUUGACCUUGAAGGUGUUGAGUUCAAGUCCAUGGCCAGUGGGUCCCAUAAAGUUCAAUCUGAUUUCAUCUAUUUCCGGAAGGGGCCCUUCUUCGGCCUGGCCUGCUUCGCCAACAUGCCCGUGGAGAGCGAGCUGGAGCGCGGCGCCCGCAUGAAGUCAGUGGGCAUCCUGUCCCCAUCUUACACCCUGCUUUACCGGUACAUGCACUUCCUGGAGAAUCAAGUUCGACACCAGCUGGAGAUGCCAGGACAUUAUUCUCAUCUGGCUGCCUUCUACGAGGACAAGAAAGGGGUGCUCCACGCUGGCCCCGGGAGAGGGGGCAGCUUGCCCCCCGUCUACUGGCUGCCUUCCAUCCACCGAUACAUGUACCCUGAGAUGAAGAUCACACACCCAGCUGGCUGCAUGUCUCAGUUUAUCAAGUUCUUUGGCGAACAGAUCCUCAUCCUUUGGAAGUUUGCCCUACUUCGAAAGCGCAUUUUGAUAUUCUCUCCCCCUCCUGUGGGCGUCGUUUGCUACAGAGUGUACUGCUGCUGCUGCCUGGCCAACGUCUCUCUGCCUGGCAUCGGGGGCACCGUUCCUGAGUCCAAGCCCUUCUUCUAUGUGAACGUGGCUGACAUCGAGAGCCUGGAGGUGGAGGUGUCCUAUGUGGCCUGCACCACCGAGAAGAUUUUCGAGGAGAAGCGGGAGCUGUACGACGUCUACGUGGACAACCAGAACGUGAAGACACACCACGACCACCUGCAGCCGCUGCUGAAGAUCAACAGCGCCGACCGCGAGAAGUACCGGCGGCUCAACGAGCAGAGGCAGAUGCUGCUCUAUUCCCAGGAGGUGGAAGAGGAUUAUAACCCAUGCGAAGAGGACCUCUUCGUGCUGUUUUUCCUAGAGCAAAACAACCGGAUAUUUCAGACUUUGUUGGAGGUGUCCGCCAGUCAAGACAAAACCCUGACGGCGGAGCACGCCCGGGUCAUGGGUCUGGACCCCCAAGGAGACCGGAGCUUUCUCCUGGACCUGCUGGAGGCCUAUGGCAUCGACGUCAUGUUGGUCAUUGACAACCCCUGUUGCCCAUAGGAAGGAUGAGCGGCUGUCCUGUGGGGCGGCCAUGUGUCCUGUGUCACCCAGGCCCCAGACGGCCUUUUAUGAAGUUGACGCAAAGGAAUAUUGUUUAUCCUUCCAACAGAGGUCAUGUGUGCAUCUCCUUUCUCCCCUUCCUCCCUAGAGGGAAUAUGAGCACCUCGAUUUGUAGGUCGUUGGAAUCGACCCCUUGCAGAGCCGCCACCGUUCUUGGUCUUCGGAAUGGUCAAAGCAGCUUCUCUCCUCCUCUCCUGGGGUCAGGGUCGGGGGGUGGGGGGCGCCUGGAGGAGGUGUGGCCAAGGCUGAGUAUCACCAGGAGGCGGCCGGGCUCCGGAGGCCCUCGGGUGGACUGUUGAGAAGGCCCAUCUGGUUCCUGUCCCUUGAUGUUUCCAGCACGAGACGCCUGUCUGUCCUUUGCAGCCCUGGACGUCCAUCCGCCCCAAGCAGAAGCUGGACCAGAGGGUCCGUCAAGGUUUUUACCCGGUUCUGGGAGUCCAGUCUUGGGAUCAGAUCCCUUUUUCUGUUUUUGAGAGGAAACCUGUGUUUUCUCUGUUCACGUAGAGAGACUUCAAAGACGGACAAGGGAUGUUUCUGUCACCGAGCAUGAGUCUCUCUAAGGACAGGUGGCAGGGAGAGGUUGCUCAUCCGUCAGCCGAGAAAGCAGGUGUAGAAGGAAGCCUUGAAACCCCCUCAGAGGACGUUAACAGUGGUGGCGGCCGCUCCACGUCAUUUUCCUCGUUCUCCGAAUCCCCUGCUCUCGGGCGGGGCUGGCAGAUGCCUUCGGGCAGAUGUUAGCAAGGCCCCCUCCCAGUUGUGAGCCCUCACCAAUGAACUUCUCUCAAGAGGAAGCGGCAUUCCUUGAGCUAGGUAGUGGGGACCAGAAAUGUUACAGAUCUGUCAGCAGAUGGGACAGUGCCUUCAGCUGGGAGAGUGGUCCGACACCCCAAGUGUCAGUGAUGCGUUUAUCUGCUCCCCUCUGGCAUGCUUCGGCCGGGGGCGGCUCCACUGAUCCCUGCCUGUUCUUUGUUGGCGGUGUUUGGUAGGUGCCAGCUUCAGCGAGACGGCGGCUGUCAGAGAAGCCAGCGCCUGUGUCUAGAGGUGAGGUCUCUGGGGCCACCUGUGAUUUUGGACAUGUGACACUGGGUUGUUGGUGACACGUAAUUUCUUCCCCUUCACCCCUCCUUCCUGGCUCUGUUUUUGGAAUAGCCAACAGCAUAUCCACGUCCGGGACCAAGUUGAGCCAGGCUGAUGGACACAGUGGAGAGAAAGAACUUGCAGAUGGAUGGAUCACAUGUCUUAUCUCAAGACUCGCUUUCUAGGGCUUAUUGCUUUAUUCAGAAAUAUAUUUAUUCACUGUAGCUCCUCGAUAGGAAAUUCAAGACUAAAGAAAUUCACAUGUGGAAAUGCAAACUGGCACUGAUCAAUCAAGGUAGCCCCUUUUAUGUAAAUAUAUAAGUAAGUUUGGGCAUUGAAGUGUAAACUGUACGGUGCAUUUUCCUCCUCUGUGGGUUUAGCCAUCAUUUCAGCAAUGUGUAUGUUUACAAAAGAAAGAAGGCAUCUGUGUGGAGAAGCCGAAGCUUUACUGCCUUUUUCCUUGAAGAGCAAUGUCUCCUUUUGCCCUGGAAAAGGAGUAGCUUUUCUGACUUGGGUUAGCUAAUGGUUACUCUUAGUGGUAUCCGAAGGUUCAAGGCUUUCUGAGUUGAGGCUGAGGGGGUCAGAAGUAGGCGUGGGGGUGACUCCAAGGUCAGAGUCUCGUGGAGGACCCAGGCGGACCCUCUUUCUGUGACCUGGUGAAUUUGCUGGGAGAGGCGCUUUCUGCUCCAGAGGCCUUCGCGAGCCAGCACGUCUCCUUCUGUGCUGUGAGGCCUCCCAGCUCACCCGUGCUGAUGUAAAGACAGGAGGUGGCUGUGCUUCCCUUUCCGUGGUGGGCCCAGGGUUGCACUCCUGUUAACUCCGUGCUGUUCCAGGCAGCAGAGCGUCUGGCUUCUCCACGUGUCCCCCCACCGCUCAUGCAGAGGGCAGGGGAAGGGGCCCCGAGGGAGUGUCCGAGGUCAUGUGCCACCGACCCCAGAGACCUGCCCCCUUCCUCCCUGGAAUCCUUUGAAGAGAAAACCCAAGGAAUGUGUCCUUUCCUGCACUGCCCACCUCCUGGUGGGGCCGGGAGUCUGGUGCGGCACCACCUCUUUGGCUGGGCAGUGCCCAGUUGCCCUGUAGUUACCGUCAUCACUGUCUGUCCGCCCCCGCCAAGGUUGCUUCCGAGGUCGUCUUUUAAGCCUUCCUUCUGCAUCGCCACCCCCAGCCUCUCACGUAAGCAGCACCACCCGGCACCCCUUGCUGCCUGGUCUCGGCACGGGGAAGUCAUGUGUGGUGUACUGGGCAGGACUCCCUGCACAGUGACAGCAGGACCCGGAAGCACACGGGGCCUGCUUUUGUGUCACGGUGGAAAUAAUUUCCAAGAAACCACCUGCUUUUGAUGGGAAGCUGUUGGUGGACGUCCUUCCUGUCCUCUGUGGUGACAGGGAGGAUUAUUACAGUGACCUUUGGAUGCAGGGUUGGGGACCUUGGACGUGGGUACAUGGACAGAUGGUGGCCUCCUCCCCCCCCCCCCCCCAAGUGACCUGAGACACUGACUCAAGUCAGAAGACAGUCUAGGUGGCAGAGUCCUUGAGGGGCCUAGAAUCCAGGCCCGGGGUUUGUGGAUGUCUAGCGAAAUAGGACAAAGUUCUGGUAAAAUGGAUUUUUCACUCUUGCAGGCCUGGCAGACGGUACUGUUCAGCCUUGGGGACAAUGCCCAGUUGUCCUCUGGAUGAGGACGCUUCAGAGUGGGUCAGAAGUGGUAGGACUCGCCUUAUACCAGAAUUAGCUUUGGCUUUUGGUAAGCAUGGAGCACUCCUUAGGCCCUUCCAGUGUAAGGGUCUCACCUGGAGCCCUGUGCAGCCCGCAGGAAGUCGGGAGGGCUGUGAAUUAGCUAGAAGACAUUUGCCUUCUGUAUCUGUCAUCCAUCACGCAUUGCUGCUUCCAUUUGGCUGGGGAGGGAAGCUGAAUUCAUUGAUAUAUUGAUAGAAAUAAUUUAGGAAUUUGCAUCUAUAACUUACCUUGUUUUGUCCCACGUGAAAAAUCAAGAUGGGAAAUUUAAACAUAGGACAGGGUCCAGAUAAUUCUAAAUAUCACAUAUGAAGAUUCAUUUAUCACUAUAACGACCUAUGGUGGUGUAGCCAGCAGCUAAAGAUAAAUGAAACCAGAGCGGAAUCCCUGCUUUGCAUUCUGGUGGUUAUGAGGAUGCACUUGCUCUUUGUCUUGAUACACUGAAAACCCUUCCAACACAAGAAGAUGUGAUUAUUCACUUUAAACGGAGGCCUUUGGGGAACCUUGUCAAGGGUGGUGAUGGAUGAACCUUUUUUAAGGGCCGUACAGCCCUCCUCCACCAAGAGGCGGGGACCUGGGGACGGGUUUGGCUUGGUUUGGUUUUGAGUGGACUGGCAGAGCCCAGGGGUUGCGGGGCAUUCUCCAGCCCCAGGACAGGUAAAGGAGGAGGAGGGUGUGGCUGAAGAAAAGAAGACAAGUUCAGCUUGACAGUGAACUUGUCUGAGUGUGAUGACGGUUCUCAAACAGGCAAGGAAGGUAGGGGACCAGUGUGGCUCACACGGGCUUUCGGCCCCCCGUCAGGUGCUCAGAGUGUGUGAGAGGGCCAGUCUUCGGGUCUCGCCCCUGCGCUGCUAUUCCGCUUGGUGCCCCGGGUUGGGGAUCCUGCAGACCCGCGGGCUUACCUGAGCAGGUAAGCCGCUCCCUCUCAUAUCAGGAAAAGCCCUUCAUGAUUCAGGUGGGGGAAGAGGAGGAGCUCAGGGCUCCUCCUACUCCCAUGUCAUGGAUUUUUUUCAUAUUCCACUCCUAUUAUGAGUAUCCCUCUGUUCCCAGGAGCUCCUGGAGGGUUGGGGGUAAAAGGUUAACUGUGAAUUAAAUUAGCAUUUUUUUCUUAUAAAAAAGAUGGAAGUUUAUUUUUGUAUCAAUAUUAUUCUGUGAUGAAUCGAGUGUGGAAAUGCAGAAAUGGAAGGAAAUUUCAAAACUGCCAUCCUAGAAAAAACGGGCAGUGUUGUAAUUUGGAAGCAACUGAGAUGCCAGGAGAGGUGUGUUGUUUAAAUGUUUCAGGGCGUGAACGAGGACUGUCUUGUGCAGCCUGACAGCCUCUGCAGGAGAGAAGGCUGACAGUCCCGGGGCAGGUGACGUCCAGUCACCACCAACCUUAAGGAAGACUCUCGUGACACAAGGGGGCGAGUGUGAUCACGCUGAGAUCAGGCCUCUUAACUGGAGGGAGUUGAGUCAGAGGUAGUUUUCCAGCCGGCACUUUAACUCACAUCUGGAGGUGGAAUGCAGGGGCAGUUGAACGAAACGGCCCAUUUAGAAAGGAAAUAGAAUUUCCUAGGACUCUUUAGAGAAAUGAUGAUGGAGAGGUCAAACCCUGCUUUCAUCUGGUGAGCACUUAUUCCAGAAGCUCUGCACAGUAUGGGCUUUUAGAGGUAAUGGGAUCUCAACUCGGAACCUUUAUUUAAUUGCCAUAACAGGAAAGGUAUGAAUUACCUCUGUUUGCUGUCGAAUGCCUCUCUAGACCAAGGGUACACUGACUUUGCUAGCUAAGGACAGUUGGGGAUGCAGGGAUGUGGGGUGUAGGGUGCUAGGAACUAGCCAGAGACGAUCCACGGAACGAAAACUCCGCACACGGUCACCAGAUUAGCUGCUAACGUGUGUGACUAAAAGUGGAGUGAAAACGCCUUCCUUUGGCCAAGUCAAAGAGAAGAGUCGAAGAAAAUGUUGAAGGCAUCGACAGGAAAGGAGUUUCAGCCCAGCCCUCGAAGACCCGUAAGGAAAACUGUAGAUUCUGUGCUUUUGAACAAAUGGAGCAGGAGAUUUGAGAGGUAAGAAUAGAGAAAAACGAAACUAACUUCCUUUAUGGACCUCGAGCUAGUUGGCUAAAUUUUUUAAAAUAGAGAAAUAAACCUUUUUCUUAAAAAGAAUUGUAAGCCUUGGGAAAAGUUCUCAUUUUUUCCAAGUUAGAUCAGCAUAGCGUCCCUGUUGUCUUAGAGGUCAAACCCCUAUUUUGAUUAAUACCCCAGUGUAAGAGUUAUAGCAAUAAGAGAAAUGGAAUCUAUUUUUGUUUCAAUUCUUUACCUCAUAGUAUUCAUAAGACAGUGAAUAUACUGCGUCUGAGUGUCAUUCUCUCUAACGGUGGUCACUUUAAAGGGUCUAAGAAAGUGGGGUUAAUCCUAAAGAGGAAAUGUUUCUUGAACUGAUUUUGUUUUGUGGUACAAAUAACACCUGUGUAUAUCAUAUCUGUAUAUAUCUGAACUGAGUUGUAUGCAGAGACAUUGCUAUAACUAUAUUUACAGAAGACAGUUUUUACAAUUAAAAUGCACAUUUUAACAUGA